Entamoeba invadens IP1 is the source of this 3138-nucleotide messenger RNA. Its product is annotated as serine-threonine protein kinase, putative. The record is from RefSeq and is a predicted model, not a curated record. The transcript is spliced from 2 exons. Gene Ontology annotation, biological process: protein phosphorylation. NCBI's taxonomy places the organism in Eukaryota, Evosea, Mastigamoebida, Endamoebidae. Gene Ontology annotation, molecular function: ATP binding; protein kinase activity. The coding region runs from base 1 to 3138 and encodes 1045 amino acids.
AUGAUGAUAUUCGUGUUGAUCACCACACUUUUAUUUUUGGCAGCGGCACAAGACACGGUGACAGAGUCGAGCAGUAGCUCCGAAGAACCCAUUCCAUGUUCUGUUGGGUGUACAUCUUUGUGUUUCACUAAUUACACGUGCUCGACUUGUGCUUCUGGUUAUGACCAAGACCACACUUGUCUCUAUUGUAAUAACUACGACUUGUUAGAAGAUGCAACUCAGGUAUCAGUCAUGACUGGCACAGGGUGUCAGUCUCGUGUGCGAAUUAACGACAACGGCGAUAUACCUGAAGUUGUUGAAGAGAUUUUGAAAGAAGACAUAUACAAUUACACAUUUGGUGCUGACAAACCAUAUAGAAAGCCGCCAUGCAGUCCUGGUGAUUAUGUCCAAGGGUUUUGGCUCAAAUUUGAUUUGUCGACUCUGGAAAAUGACACGUUAUAUAUUGACUUUGGUGUCGACUCUGAGGUCGAAGACUACGACAUAACCAUCGACAUUGUUUCGAAACACAACAAUCACAAAAAGUGUGUUGGGACGUCGAAAAUUAAGUCGAGUAAGUUUCUUCAUUUUGAAAUGCCCAAAGAUAUGUUCAUGAGCGACGACUCCAUGUUUUACUUCUUCUUUGGAAUAGCUCAAGAAAGUACCACAACUGUGUCUCUCAAUUUUACAGACAAACCAACAGAGUAUGUGACGUAUUAUUUGGGGGUUGAAAACAUCGUCUUUCUCAGUGAGGUCAAAAGAACAGCCACUGCUAAAAUACCAAUGUCAUCUGAAGGUGUCUUUGGAUAUCCGGCAUGCAUGCCACACAUAUUUGGAAAGAUGAUUGACUUCUUCAUCGAGUUCAACAUGUCUGCUGUUAUGUUAAUGUCUACGAAGACGGAGAAUAGAAUAAGGUAUAUUGAAGAGUAUGUUCUUGAGAAUGACACCAAACACUGUGUACACUUUUACUCACCUACAACAGUCAAUGGAAAGACUGCAGUGUUCAUUUUAUUGGAACAAAGAUAUGAAACAAGAAACUUCACGAUUAUAUCACAAGAACACAUCCACGACAUCCCAUUGUCAUUUAGAUAUAUUUGCCCUAACAAUUGCUUCACUAACGAGUCACAUGGAUACUGCUCUAUUUCUCAGGAAGCGUGUGUAUGUAAUGAUGGGUAUGGCGGUGAUGAUUGCCACUUGUUGUGUUAUUACCAGAAUCAAUGGCAACCCUCUGAUAACAAUGGAAAUGAUCAAUGUUAUUAUGGAACUGGAAAUUGUGACUCGUAUUGUCAAUGUGCAGAGAAUUAUACAUUAAUAGGCCAUGACUGCAUCUCACAAAAUUGCUCAAGUGGGACAUAUGGAGAAGAUAUACAAUGUCUGUACGGCAGCACUUUUUGUCAAAGGAAUUGUACGUGUCAAAAUGGGUAUAUCCCAUCAAAUGUCACGCAUACAUGUGUGUUAGCAUCUUGUGGAAAUGGGAUAAGAGAUGACACGGAAGACUGUGAUGGUGGAGAAUAUUGUGACGAUAAGUGCCACUGCAUUUCAGACAAAUACGAACCGUCCCCGAAUGUUCCACAGUCAUGUCAGCCUAAAAUUAGUUCAACGACAAUAGGACUUAUCUCUGGGUUUUCAGUACUUUUGUUACUGAUUGUAGUUGUCAUCAUUCUAGUAUUAAUUAUUGUAAAGGUGUCGAAUUCGUAUGUGAAUAUCAAUAAUGAGAUUUACAAGACACAACAAGAUCUCUAUUACAUGUACAUAUCUGGCUCAAAGAAAUUCUAUCCCGAGCAGAACACAAAUCAAUUCGAUGUUUUCCCAUUGGAACUCGAUUUUGGGAAUAGAGACACCUUAACUAAUAUCUAUGAAACCCGCUUUGAAAAUGUAAUGCUUUCAAAUUACUCGAACAAAAUUAUGAUGGUUAUAUUCCACACACCAAAUAACCCAAAAUACAUCUUCCACUUUGACCCUCAAAUUGUCUUUGUUUCUCCAAAGACUCGAAAAGUAAUUUCUGUCUUCAUGACACUGCACUGCACAACAAAAAUCAAGGACGUGUGUAUCCCAUUUACGGUAUGGUUCAGUAAGCAAAGAAAGACGUUAACUGCAAUUGAGGAAUUGUUGGUUGGUAAAACGUUUGAUGAUUGGGACCAAGAUAGUCAAUACCGAAUGAAUGUGCUAUUAAAAGGUGUCACGUCCCAUUCACACGGCAAUUUUGUGAUUAUGACGGAUGCGGCCAGUUCGACGUAUUUAGAUAUGGACGAGUUGAAUAUGUCAGAUGUCCCAAUAGCAGAAGGCGCGAUGGGUAAAGUCUUUAUUGGUAAUUACCGAAGUGUCCCUGUCGCUGUCAAACAGUUCAGAUGGGAGAAUUUGGAUGAGGAGGAAAUGAACGAUUUAAAAAAGAAUGUGAUUCAAGAGUGUGAGAUUAUGAGCAAAUUGCGUAAUCCGUUUAUAGCGAAUUAUAUGGGGUCCGUCACUUAUAUUCCACAAGUGUCUUUAGUCCUUCAGUUCUUCGUUUUAGGCGCAUUGGGAGAAUAUUUGAGGCAAGAGAAAACGUAUUACUUGAAGCUUCCCUACAAAUUGAAAGUGCGAAUGUUGUUUGAUAUUUCUCGUGGAAUGCAAUUCCUUCACGAGAAUAGAAUUCUUCAUUUGGACUUGAAGCCAGACAAUUUACUUGUGAAUUCGUUAUACACAGACUCGGCGUGUUGUAUCAAAAUCACUGAUUUUGGAACCUCGCGAUUUACUAAAACCACACAAACAAAUGAAAAGGGGUUGGGAACUCCAGUGUAUGUAGCUCCCGAAGGUUAUAAUGACGUUUACACUUAUGCGGGAGAUGUUUAUUCCUUUGGCAUAACUGCUUGGGAACUCUUUUAUCAAGAGGAGCCAUUCAAAGAAUUCAAGUCACUUUUCGACUUAAAGAAAAGUGUUUUAGAAGGAAAGCGUCCAAAAAUUGAUGAUCGUAUGCCGCUUAAGUAUCGAGCACUUGUGGAAGAUUGUUGGAAACAAGGUUUUGAGGAGCGUCCCUCAUUCUCAGACGUAUGUGACAGAAUUGUGAAAAUUGGAGCAGAAGAAGUCAACGUUUUCAAAGUGGAUAUCGGUGUUGACGUCAACAAAGUCGAAGAUAUCAUCGAAUUAAAGAACGAACGGUUCAACCAAAUUGUGAAAGACUUGUAA